AUCACAGACCUCAGCACCUUUAUGACGCCAGAAGCUGUGGUUGUACACGGCUUUAAAAGCAAGCGCGUAACAUAGAGCAGCAUUUCUACUUACUCAGAAAAAGAAGUAUAUCUCAGCGAUGGCAAGAACCAAGCAGACCGCUCGUAAAUCCACCGGUGGUAAAGCCCCGAGGAAGCAGCUCGCUACUAAAGCCGCUCGGAAGAGCGCCCCAGCCACCGGCGGCGUCAAGAAGCCCCACCGUUACAGGCCCGGGACCGUGGCUCUCCGAGAGAUCCGCCGCUAUCAGAAGUCCACCGAGCUGCUGAUCCGCAAACUGCCUUUCCAGCGUCUGGUGCGAGAGAUCGCUCAGGAUUUCAAGACGGACCUGCGCUUCCAGAGCUCCGCUGUCAUGGCCCUGCAGGAGUCCAGCGAGGCUUAUCUGGUCGGCCUGUUCGAGGACACCAACCUGUGCGCCAUCCACGCCAAGAGAGUCACCAUCAUGCCCAAAGACAUCCAGCUGGCCCGCCGCAUCCGCGGAGAGCGCGCUUAAACCCGCCGCUGACAAACACCCCAAAGGCUCUUUUAAGAGCCACCUACAUCACUCUGAAUGAGACCGUUUCCAUUUUAACUCCUUACAUGAAGCAUCGAAAAUAACAAUACCUUAACAUCUGAAGAAUAUUCUGCUUCGCAUUAAACUUUACGUGUUUGAAGCUUUAGAUCAUCGUUACUUUUAAGAAUAAUCACAGGCGAAACGGCAGGUUGUGUUAACAAUUUUUAACCCUGUUGUGUAAGGGGUAGUUCUCUAAACAAAUUAUAAGAAGUAAAUACCUUAUGCUUGUGAUUGUGUAAUGUAUAGGUAAAGAUAAUUCUGUUAUAUAUGGGGGAGUUUAGCCGUACCGAUUUGUUUUCAUGUGAAACCCUCCGUUGACUUUAAGACACAUUCCUGCAGCUCAAGACAACCAAAGCAUGACUGGACCUCUACAAGUGAGAUCGUUAGGAAGAUGAAAACUUGAAAAUAGAUGGGUAUAAUAACCGUGAUCCUGUGAAUUUACUUUAAAAUACACUCUAAACCGCAGUGGUUAUGUUACCCCCAACUUGAAGUGAAGUGACAUUCAGCCAAGUAUGGUGACCCAUACCCGGAAUUUGUGCUCUGCAUUUAACCCAUCCGAAGUGCGCACACACAGAGCAGUGAACACACACCCGGAGCAGUGGGCAGCCAUUUGUGCUGUGGCGCCCGGGGAGCAGUUGGGGGGUCGAUGCCUUGCUCAAGGGCACCUAAGUCGUGGUAUUGAAGGUGGAGAGAGAACUGUACACCCCCACCCACAAUUCCUGCCGGCCCGGGACUCGAACUCACAACCUUUCAAUUGGGAGUCUGACACUCUAACCAUUAGGCCAUUAGGCCCAGCUUGAAUAUAUAUUACACAUAAAUACACAUAUUUGAAAAUGAUUAACAUUAUAGAUGGUAAGAACCUGAAGUUUAUGAAAUAAAGAGCAAGAUGAAGUAUAUUUUGAUCACAAAGCAAUCCUAACAAAACGCUGCUG
This is a messenger RNA of Carassius gibelio (silver crucian carp), 1521 nucleotides long. Its product is annotated as histone H3-like. NCBI's taxonomy places the organism in Eukaryota, Metazoa, Chordata, Actinopteri, Cypriniformes, Cyprinidae. Gene Ontology annotation, cellular component: nucleosome. The record is from RefSeq and is a predicted model, not a curated record. The coding region runs from base 119 to 529 and encodes 136 amino acids. Gene Ontology annotation, molecular function: protein heterodimerization activity; DNA binding; structural constituent of chromatin. The transcript has a single exon.